GUGCAUCGAUAAAAUUUAUUGUUGAGUUAUUCUAUUUAGUGUGAUGAUAUGUGAUUAGUCUAAGAAUCUUCAUCAUUUAAUUUAAUUCAUAAAUUGAUAUUUUUUUGAAGCUGGCCCAAUUUAUAACAUGAGUUUGUCAACCUAUGGACCCAAUUCACAGGGUACCUUAACAUUUCAUGAUCCCGAGGAGGCAAAUGAAUUGAUUGGAGGUGAUACUCAAGGAACUGAUUUUGAUUUCACCGAUUUUACAUUACCCACAUUGACUCAAAGUCAAUGUUCCCAACCCCUUACUGGUGCAGGACCGUCUGUAACAUCAGGAGAUAAAGAUGGUCAAUCUAGCGCUCAUAAACAAGGAGAUUUGGGAUUACAGAAUGGAGAUAUAACCGCUGUUGCUCAAGCAUUUGGUGAGCUGAAUUUUGAGGAAGAAGAGGAAGACCAAUAUUACAACAAAGAUCUACCAGAUCACGCUUGUAAAUACUGUGGCAUACAUGAUCCAUCAUGUGUUGUUCAAUGUAACGUUUGUAAAAAAUGGUUUUGCAAUGGAAGAGGAAAUACCUCAGGGAGUCACAUCAUAAACCAUCUUGUUCGAGCCAAACAUAAGGAGGUAACUCUCCAUAAAGAUGGGCCACUUGGUGAAACUGUCCUAGAAUGCUAUAGCUGCGGCUGUCGAAAUGUUUUUGUUCUUGGAUUUAUUCCAGCUAAAGCUGACUCUGUUGUUGUACUUUUGUGUCGUCAACCUUGUGCUGCACAAAGCAGUCUUAAAGACAUGAAUUGGGAUCUGGAACAAUGGAAGCCUCUCAUCAAUGACCGAACUUUCUUAUCCUGGUUGGUUAAAAUUCCCUCUGGUCAGGAACAGUCACGAGCUAGACAGAUAACAGCUCAGCAAAUAAAUAAGCUAGAAGAGCUUUGGAAAGAUAAUGUUGACGCUACGUUCCAAGACCUUGAGAAGCCAGGAGUUGAUGAAGAACCUCAACAGGUUCUACUCCGGUAUGAAGAUGGCUACCAAUACCAAAAUAUAUUUGGUCCACUUGUUAAAAUGGAAGCAGAUUAUGACGAAAAACUUAAAGAAUCACAAACUCAGGAUAAUAUUGAAGUAAGAUGGGAUAUUGGUCUGAACAAAAAGAUAAUUGCAUAUUUCAACAUUGCCAAAUCUGAUAGUGAUAUGCGGUUAAUGCAUGGAGAUGAACUUCGCCUGAGAUAUUUGGGUGAACUUGACAAACCAUGGUCUGGAGUCGGCCAUGUUAUUAAAAUACCUGACAAUUACAGUGAAGAAGUUGGUAUUGAAAUGAAAAGCAAUAUUUGCGUGCCAACUGAAUGUACAUCUAAUUUCGUUCUCGACUUUGUUUGGAAAUCUACAUCUUUUGAUAGGAUGCAAGCUGCUCUUCGUCAGUUUGCUGUUGACGAAUCUUCUGUUUCCGGAUAUAUUUAUCAUCGUUUACUUGGACACGAAAUUGACGAUGUUAUAAUGAGAUGUAAUCUACCCAAGCACUUUUCUGCCCCAAAUCUACCAGAAUUGAACCGAUCACAAGUUAUCGCUGUUAAACAUGCUCUCCAACGUCCGUUAUCUUUAAUCCAAGGCCCCCCUGGAACUGGUAAAACUGUUACUUCAGCAACAAUUGUUUAUCAUCUUGUUAAAACAGGAAAUACUCCAGUUUUAGUUUGCGCUCCUAGUAACAUUGCUGUUGACCAAUUGACCGAAAAAAUUCACCGUACAGGUUUAAAAGUUGUUCGGUUAUGUGCAAAAAGUCGUGAAGCAAUUAGCUCACCAGUAUCUUUUCUCGCUCUUCAUAACCAAAUACGUAAUAUGCAGGGACAUUCAGAGUUACAUAAACUACAACAGCUUAAAGAUGAAACUGGCGAGUUAUCAUCUGCUGAUGAAAAACGAUAUCGUAUGCUCAAGAAAGCAAGUGAAAGAGAGCUUCUUGAAGCAGCCGAUGUCAUUUGCUGUACAUGUGUUGGUGCCGGUGAUCCCAGAUUGGUUCGUUUCAAGUUUCAUUCAAUUUUAAUUGACGAAAGCAUGCAAGCCACUGAACCAGAAUGCAUGGUACCUGUUGUCUUAGGUGCUAAACAGCUGGUUCUAGUUGGUGACCACUGCCAAUUGGGUCCUGUUGUUAUGUGUAAGAAAGCGGCUCGAGCUGGUCUUUCUCAAUCGCUCUUUGAGCGACUUGUUGUCCUCGGUAUUAGACCUCUUCGAUUAGAGGUUCAAUAUCGUAUGCAUCCAUCGUUGAGUAAAUUCCCAUCCAACUUUUUCUAUGAAGGUUCACUUCAAAAUGGGGUAAAUCCAGAUGAUCGUAAAAUGAAAAGAGUUGAUUUUCCAUGGCCACAGCCAGAUAAACCCAUGUUUUUCUAUUGUUGUCAAGGACAAGAAGAAAUUGCUGGAUCUGGCACAUCGUAUUUAAAUAGAACUGAAGCUGCACUUGUUGAAAAGAUAACUACACGUUUCCUUAAAGGUGGCGUCAGACCAGAACAGAUUGGUGUGAUUACCCCUUAUGAAGGCCAAAGAGCCUAUUUGGUCCAGUAUAUGCAAUACAAUGGAUCGCUACAUGCUAAAUUAUACCAAGAAAUUGAAGUUGCCAGUGUCGACGCUUUCCAGGGAAGAGAAAAGGAUUUAAUUAUUAUGUCUUGUGUAAGAUCCAACGAACAUCAAGGUAUUGGUUUCCUUAAUGACCCUUGUCGACUUAACGUUGCACUGACCCGUUCUCGUUACGGUAUUAUAAUUGUUGGUAAUCCAAAAGUUCUGUCCAAACAACCACUCUGGAAUCAUUUGCUUACUUUUUACAAGGAAAACAAAGUUCUGGUCGAAGGACCUUUAAAUAAUCUGAAAGAAAGUAUGAUUCAGUUCAGUAAGCCACGUAAAAUGUUGAACUCGAUUAAUCCUGGUGGUCAUUUCAUGCACACUACCACUUUUGAUGCUCGUGAAGCUAUGAUUCCUGGAAGUAUUUACGAUAGAUCAGGAAACAGUAAUAAUAACAAUCGAUUCAAUGGAUCACUUCAUUUAAUAGCAGCAGCUGCUGCUGCCGCUGGAAGCCAAAACUCUGGACCUCUACCAAAUGUUACUCAUCCCCCAUAUUUCCGCGCACAUGAUCAAAUAUCGUACAUAAGUCCCGAGCGUGCACAAGCUGGUGCAGCUCUAUCUAACCUUCCAGUUCCAAUUGGAAUGUUCAUGAACAUGAUUCAUAUACCACCUCGAUUUUACAAUCAACAUCAACAAGCAAUGCAAUCACGGCAACAAGGUAUUCCGGAACAGCGAUCCAAAGGUGUCACCUCAGGUAGACUCAAUCGUCUUAACCCUAAUCAGCCUCCUCGUCGAUCUGGAACAACUAAACUGGAGAACGGUUCAUGUCCCAGUAGUCAACCGGCAAGUCAAGAAGUGGGUGGUACAUCUUUCUCACAGGGUCCAUUGACACAGAAUCAACUGUCAAUGAGCCAAAUAAGCCAGUUACCCUAUCCAAGUUUAUCUCAACACCCCUUCUCCCAGCCUGGGCUUUCACAGACCGAACUUUCUCAAGAUCCAUAUAUGACUGAUCCAUACAAUUUCUAAGGCUCAUUGGACUAGCUUAUUGUGGCGAUGAAAAGGAUGGAACAGGUUCAGGAACUCGUGCACCUAGAAGAAAACGGUUCACUCGUUCACAUGACCUAAUUUCACUUCAUGAGGAGGCAAUCAAGGAACACGAACACCAUAUUGGUACUACAAAGAAGAGCGAUCGUGGUAAACGAAGAAUUGAACCAAUGACCACUGUUCAUCCACAUGAAGGCAUGGACCACGGUGGACAUUCAACUCAUCGUCCAAUAAUAUUAAACUAAUAUUUUUCUUGACACACUAAGCAUGGCUAUGGUAGAUCAUGAUUGCUUAGUUAAACUAACAUUUGAAUUCCUUCCUCCUCCAGCUACCCAGAAGUUUAAUAUAAAAUUAUAUUAAUAUUACAUUAAUCAACAGUCAAUAAAAUGAAAACAAACUAGUGGUUUUGUCUUCAAUUUGAACGUAUUACCUUUUUCACAGAGGCUCACCUUUAUUAAAAUGUAGGGAACUAUUCAAAAACAAAAACCAAAAAAUCGAGAAACCGCCUCUAAGCGUAUCUUUAUCUUUCCCUGACUCUUCCUUUCCAAUAAUUUUCUGGUUGCCUUAAAUUUGAAAAAUAUGCUUUUCUUUGAACCCAAUUUAUAUGAUUAUUGCUAAUUUGGAAUCCAUUGUUUGUUUACAAUUAAAUUACAAUUCCUUCUUUCA
This is a messenger RNA of Tetranychus urticae (two-spotted spider mite), 4225 nucleotides long. RefSeq names its product Upf1 RNA helicase (gene Upf1). Gene Ontology annotation, cellular component: cytoplasm. Gene Ontology annotation, molecular function: DNA binding; zinc ion binding; RNA helicase activity. Gene Ontology annotation, biological process: nuclear-transcribed mRNA catabolic process, nonsense-mediated decay. NCBI's taxonomy places the organism in Eukaryota, Metazoa, Arthropoda, Arachnida, Trombidiformes, Tetranychidae. The record is from RefSeq and is a predicted model, not a curated record.